Messenger RNA from Penaeus monodon (black tiger shrimp), 879 nucleotides. RefSeq lists its product as uncharacterized. The record is from RefSeq and is a predicted model, not a curated record. The coding region runs from base 48 to 860 and encodes 270 amino acids. Lineage: Eukaryota; Metazoa; Arthropoda; Malacostraca; Decapoda; Penaeidae. The transcript is spliced from 5 exons.
GUUUCUGGUGUGCAGUCGUACAGUUUGCUCAUCGUCUUACUGCAAAAAUGAAGCUGAGACUGAAGCUCCUGCUCAGUUUCGCUCUCAGCCUCUUGCCGUUGUGCUCGACUCAAGGGUGUAAAAGCUACCAAGUUAGAGGCUUUAUUAUUCAGCUCGAUUCAGGGCCGAGAAAUAUAACCGUUUCGCUGGAAAAGAAUCAGAACAUGGAUUUAAAACUUGCACACUAUCGAGUAUCGCGCACAUUUAGAGAAAGAAUGUGUCACGUCAUUAACAUAAAAAAACGAGGUCCCUGGUUCUGCGUGGAAUCUGAAACUCUGUCUUUUACGGAAGUAUGCAGACGCGGUGGCGAGUCGCUCCACCUUUUCAGUUAUGCGAGUGCCACGUGGACGCUGGACUGCCCUCCUGACUCCGGCAGUCGGACCCUUUCCUGUUCCGGCGAUCUCCACCCUCUGCGACUCCAGGCGGUGCUCCUUGGCUUGGAUUCCGGAGACUUUGCCUUCAAGUGGCGGCCGAACGACAUGAAUACUUCCGUCCUUCUGUCGUGGGAAACGGUCGGAGAGGUUUACAAAGGACGUAACCCAUCUGAAUGGAGCGAUUUCUUAGUCAGCCGUGGUGUUAGCGGGCGCCCGUGCCGAGUCUACAGUGAGGCAUUGAACGUAAACUUGUCCUGUGACGCAGCGAAGGAAUUCGUAUCAUUCGGAAGCUUCAAUGAAGUCUUCAUUAGUGUGGCGAGUGACUUUGCUUUACCGUGCGAGUACCUCCCGGAGGACAGUGCUUGCAGUGACACACUUAAAAGAUACUCAGGCAAGAUGUUCCAUAGGAAUAUGUUACGUCACAAUAUAAUCACAUCUGUUUCAUAAUGUUACUUUUUCAAGAAGA